AGCCCAGAGUCAACACUUCACUUCAAAGCUUCACCUCAGAGCUUCACCUCAGAGCUUCAGCUGCAGACAUGGCGCAGCUGUACUGUUGGGGGGACAGCUCCAGUGGACAGUACGAGCCACAGACGGCCCUCAGCCCGGUGUCCUGGACCUUCCCCCGGGACAUUAGCUCCAUCUGCUGUGGGGACCAGUUCACUUUAUUCCUCUCAGGGGAUGGAGGCGUUUUCUCAUGUGGACACAACUCAAGGGGACAACUGGGACGAAAGACACCCGAAGAUGGAAGGAAACCAGGUCGUGUGGAGGGGCUUGGCGACGUGGUGACGAUGGCAUGCGGUCAGGACCACUGUCUGGCUGUGUGUGCGUCUGGAGACGUGUUCUCCUGGGGGGCUGCAGAGAAUGCAAAGCUGGGGAUGUUGUUGGAUCCAAAGCAAACCCACAUCAGACCAAGUCGGGUGCCCAUACCACUGCGGGUACCAGUGAUUCAUGUUGCCUGUGGAAACGUCCACUCGCUGGCGUUGACUAAAGGAGGAGACGUCUUCUCCUGGGGUUCGAACAGUCACGGUCAGCUGGGUCUGGGGAAGGAGGUGGCCCUGCAGCACACGCCCGUCCUUGUGGUCGCUCUGUCCGGUGUACCUGUGACCCAGAUAGCAGCCGGAGCAAGCCACACUCUGUUCCUCACACUCGCAGACCUGGUGUACUGCUGUGGAGCCAACAAAUCUGGCCAGCUGGGGCUCAACAGGGUGGAUGAGAAGGGCAGGUUUAACAUCUGUAUGGUACCAGCGCUCAGACCUCUGGGUGUCUCCUUCGUGAGCUGUGGAGAUGCUCACUCCGCUGUGUUAACAAAGGAUGGUAAAGUUUACACUUUUGGAGAGGGAACCCACGGUCAGCUGGGUCACAGCUCCUCCGCCAAUGAAGUGAGACCCAGACUGGUCGAUGGUUUGGACGGCCCGGCCUCACAGAUCGAAUGUGGACGGAGACACACUCUGGUGUUGGGCGAGUCUGGUCAGCUCUGGGCUUUUGGUAAUGGGGUCAAAGGUCAAAUUGGGACUGGACGAGCAGAGAACAAUCUGAGUCCCACUCUAGUUCAACUUCCAUGGACCACUGACAGUGCAGCAACCAUACCCACUGAGUUGAAAAUAUCAGCCGGGUGGAACACAAACUUUACUUACUCUUCACAUGCGCAGAGUCAUGGGCAGAUAACUGGACGUCUCGAUAAGAGGAAGCUGCAAACAUGGCUGUCAAUGACGCUCGGCAAUGCAGAGGCAAAGAGAGAAAUAUCGUCAAUAUUUUUGACAAGUUCAAGUCUUGUUGCAAGUUUCACAAAAGACAAUGGGUCUUCAUUAGAAGCUGGUGCUUUAACUGUCGACCUGGAAGCUGCGAGCCGAGCUUUUGACCAGCUGUUGGAAAUACCAUGGAUCAAACAAGCAAUGAACCUUGAGCUCCUUGUGACAUUGCUUUGUGAAUCAAUGAAGACCCUAAAAUCUCCAGAGAUCCUGCUGAUUCUGCUGACGUGCCCUCUUUUCCAAGAGGACUCCAGCGUCAUGGCGGGGUCGCUCCUUCUGGCCGUCAUCAUUGAGAAUCUGAAAGAGAAGCCUCUGGCAGCGCUAAGAGGCUGGUGGUCUUCGGUGUCAGCCUCCAUCCUGAUGAAGCACAUCAUGGUCUUCAAAAACGCCCUCGCCUUCAUGCUGAAAAACCACCUCUUGACAACUCACAACCCGGGAAUCAGAUACCUGAUGAAAGCUCUGAAACUACUUUACAAGGCCAACAGAGCUGGAAACUCCUAUAAAGUCCCACUGAGCAAGUUUUACGUGGAAGAAAUCAGGGACAGUGUGCAGCCGGAGGGAGACAUUUGUCUGUGGUUAACAUAUUCUAAAGUGGAGGAUGAUGAAAACACACCUGCCAUUUUCUGCCGCUUUCCGUUCUUGUUGCCUCUGGAUUGCAAGGCAAGGGUCUUCGUCAUCCAUUCGAUUGCAAUGAAGAGAGCGGGCCAUUUAAUUGACGGCGGGGAUGAAGACGCUUUGAGAAAUCCCCAAAACAUUGCCCCGCCCACACCCUUCCAGCUGACCCUGAGACGAACUCACCUCGUCGAAGACACCUUCAGACAUCUGGCUGCGGCCGACCACUGCGCCUUCAAAAGAGAGCUUCUGGUGCAGUUUGUGGAUGAGAGAAAGGUGAUGAAUGUCAACAAGAGGGACCUCUUCCUCCACCUGUUCGAUGAGCUCAUCGCUCAUGAGUCUGAGAUGUUCAUGUACAACGAGAGCAAGACUCUGAUGUGGUUCCCUCCCAGACCCAAAGUGGAGGCAAAGCGUUACUUCCUAUUCGGAGUUCUGUGUGGCAUGGCUCUUUACAACUACAACAUUGUCCACCUGCCCUUCCCACUGGUUCUCUUCAAGAAGCUGGUCGGGGUCAAACCCUCAAUGGAUGACAUGAAGGAGUUCGACCCUGUCAUGGCAGAGUCUUGGCGUUGCCUGAUGGACUACACUCCAGCUGAAGUCGAAGAUACAGACAUAACCUUUAAAGUGACCUGGGGUGGGGAGCAAGUUGAGCUUGAUCCAAAAGAAGCUGGAAAACCUGUCACAGGCUCAAACAAGAAAGAGUUCGUUGAUGCCUUUUUCAACUACGCCUUUACCAAGUCGGUGCAGGGCGUGUUUGGAGAGUUCAAGAGAGGGUUUUUCAAAGUGUGUGACAUGGAUGUGGUGGACUUCUUCCAGCCGGAGGAGCUACAGGCAGUGAUGGUGGGCCAAGAAAACUAUGACUGGCAGGUGUUCAAGCAGAACACAGUUUAUGAAGGAGAGUAUCAUGAAGAACAUCCAACCAUCAUCACCUUCUGGGAGGUGUUUGAGAAACUGCCUGCGGAGGACAAGAACAAAUUCCUUUUGUUCCUCACAGGCUGUGACCGCGUACCCUUCCAGGGGAUGAAAAGCAUCACGAUGACAGUCACCGUCUUACCCAACAGCAGCGAACUCCAUCUGCCAGAAUCCCUCACCUGUCACCAUCUGUUGUCACUGCCCAACUACCAGAGGUACCCGGUGGAGAGGACCAUGCAGACCAGGCUUCUUGAGGCCAUUCGUUACAAAGGAGGCUUCUAUAAGAAGGAAGAAACCAGAGCCUGAGGAAACUAUGGUGUCUUACUUUCCGUUAGUGACUGCACAUUGUUAUUAUUAUAUAUUAAUAGUAACAUCAUUAGGAAGGGCGUUAAUGUGGAUUCAUUUAGAAGCAUCAUUAUUAUCACUUAUCAUUAAAACCCUAUCUGCAUUAUUUUCUUUUUCCUAGUUCUCUUGGUGAUGGUUGAUGGCACUUUCACAUGUUAACUAUAUUAUAGAGCUUACAAAUGUAUAUAUAUAUAUAUUUAUAUACGAAUAUAAAUAUAUAAAUGUCGGGAGGGAAACAAAAAGAGAGAGAGAGAGAAAGAAAUAGGCAGCACAAUAGAGAGACAGAAAGAGGGGGAAAGAAAUAGAGAAAGAAAUGGUAAAAAGAAGAGAAAGAUAAAUAAAACUGAGCGAGAAACACAGAAACAAGAAUGAAAGUGCAGUAAUGACAUGUAUAUAAUCAGGAAAUGGUUAAUUAAUCUAUAAUUUGUUACAUUAUAACCAAAUAAUAAAUGUUUAUGUAUUAUUUUAGAGCAUGAUACAGGCCCACACAUCAAAAUACAAUCUUUUGGAGUGGACAAUUAUUAUUUCUUUAACCCUGCUUUUGUUUAUAAUUUUAUUUAAUUAUUUAUGUGUGUAAUCAAUCAUUUAUUCAUAUCCCCCCUCUUUUUCUUGUGGAGAGAGCACUAAUUGAUGGUUGUUGCUCUUUCUAUGCGUUGCACACUGCACCUGAAUAUCAUGUAUACCAAUACCACAUACAGUUGAACAAUGGAAAAAAAAAAGUAUCUGUCUGAAAAUCUAUACUGUUUUGUUGAUGAAAACUAAAAAAUUAUAAGUUACAAAAUAAGA
Molecule: messenger RNA, 3935 nt
Organism: Platichthys flesus (European flounder)
Lineage: Eukaryota; Metazoa; Chordata; Actinopteri; Pleuronectiformes; Pleuronectidae
Product: probable E3 ubiquitin-protein ligase HERC6
Exons: 23
Coding region: 69-3110 (1013 amino acids)
Molecular function (GO): ubiquitin-protein transferase activity
Source: RefSeq, a predicted model, not a curated record